AUGGCUCCGGGUGGCACGGCAGGGGAACAUCUCAGCGCUAAGCCUCCAAAUAACAACUCCACCAGCGCAGAGUCGGUUAACACAUAUGUCUCGAGCGAUGCUUCUGUGCAUGAAACCACGACCGAACCUCGAGUUGAAGUUGUCGAGGAAAGGCGUGAGGUGAUCCCCUCGAAUGCAGUCCCUUCCACUCCUCCAAGUUUCGGCUACCUGUUCCCUUCAUCCAGAAGGCUCAUGGUCAGACAUGACGAUACCACCCUGGAUGGAAAUAUGAACCUGCGGGUCACCACCCUGGCAGCGGAGUCCCCGGGGCGCCAGGAUGAAACGAUACUGUUCCACCUGCGCAUGUACGAUCUCCAUGAUAAGAAAUUCUCACUCCGUCGAUACUGUCGGGAUUCAAGAAGGGAAGUCUGUCAUUCCCUGAGAAAACCACAGGUGCCCAAAUCGAGACCGGGGUCGUCUGGCCACAAACACAUAAGCAAUCCAAUUUCAGGGUUCCUUUCUCAUGCAGGUGCGGGCACGAGACCUUCAAAGGGUCUGAGAAGACCAGACUCGGGAUAUAAGUCUGGAUUGGAUGACGACGAGCCCAUUGGCAGUGGGAAGUAUGCGGGGUCGGCAUAUACUCCUAACCGGCCCCCUUCUGCCAAUGUCAUCCAGUUGGAGUUUUCCAAUUAUGCACAUGUAGAGCUCAAGAGACGCGGGUCUGUCGGUUCCCGAAGGUAUGAGUUCGAGUACUGGGAUGCAAAAUACCAAUGGAAAAAGGUGACUCGCAAUGACGGUCCAUCCAAAGAGGUCUCAUAUCACCUCUACCACCAGGCAACAUCCAACCCUGUCGCACAUAUCAUUCCUGAGCCGCUGACCCCUAGAGAGCUCUCCAUCGAGGCAAGGAAAGGCGCAUGGGUUCCGUCGUCAUCGAUGUGGAUUAACGACCCAACCCUUUACGAAAAGAUGAAAGAUGUUGCUGAGUGA
Molecule: messenger RNA, 966 nt
Organism: Trichophyton benhamiae CBS 112371
Lineage: Eukaryota; Fungi; Ascomycota; Eurotiomycetes; Onygenales; Arthrodermataceae
Exons: 1
Coding region: 1-966 (321 amino acids)
Source: RefSeq, a predicted model, not a curated record